Messenger RNA from Hordeum vulgare subsp. vulgare (domesticated barley), 3925 nucleotides. Its product is annotated as putative disease resistance protein RGA3. Lineage: Eukaryota; Viridiplantae; Streptophyta; Magnoliopsida; Poales; Poaceae. Gene Ontology annotation, biological process: defense response to other organism. The record is from RefSeq and is a predicted model, not a curated record. Gene Ontology annotation, molecular function: ADP binding. Bases 192 to 3584 code for a protein of 1130 amino acids. The transcript has 2 exons.
GACUCAUUUUCUCUGAAAAGUACACCCUCAGCUUCAGCUGGUACCAAGAGAAACGACUUUGGAGUCAAUGGCAGAACAAUAAUAGUGUGCCUCCCCCACCCACCCACACACACACACACACCCCAACCUCCUCACCCCUUGUUCUAGAUUUCCAGUUGGCAUCUCUGGGAGACUGUAAACGGCCAAGAACCAUGCCGAUCGGAGAAGCUGUUCUGUCUGCCUUCAUGCAGGCACUCUUCGAGAAAGUGAUCGCUACCGCUUUUGGUGAGCUGAAAUUACCUCAAGAUGUAGCCGAGCAGCUGGAGAAACUAUCCAGCAGUCUGUCGACCAUUCAAGCUCAUGUUGAAGAUGCUGAGGAGCGGCAGCUGAAGGAUAAAGCCGCACGAAGCUGGCUUGCCAAGCUCAAGGAUGUCGCAUAUGAGAUGGAUGACUUGCUCGAUGAUUAUGCAGCUGAGGCCCUUCGAUCCAAACUAGAAGGACCAUCCAACGACAACCAUUUGGACAAGGUUAGAAGCUGUUUCUGCUGCUUUUGGUUCAACACCUGUUUAUUCAACCACAAGAUACUGCAAGACAUAAAGAAGGUUGAGGAGAAGCUCAAUAGGCUUGUCAAGGAAAGAGAGAUUAUUGGUCCAAACAUGAUCAGUGCAACGGACAGGAAAGAGAUAAAGGAGAGGCCUGAGACCAGCUCAAUAAUCGAUGACUCAAGUGUGUUUGGAAGAGAAGAAGAUAAGGAGACCAUUGUGAAGAUGUUGCUUGAUCAGAAUAACUCCAACCAGUCCAACCUUUCCAUUCUUCCCAUAGUGGGUAUGGGCGGAUUGGGGAAGACGACUCUAACACAGCUUGUCUACAAUGAUACAAGAAUAAAAGAGCAUUUCCAGUUAAGGGUCUGGCUGUGUGUUUCUGAAAAUUUUGAUCAGAUGAAGCUUACCAAGGAGACCAUUGAAUCAGUUGCCAGUGAGUUUGAAUCAGUUAUCAGUGGGGUCUCAUCGGUCACAACCAACAUGAACUUGCUCCAGGAAGACCUCUCGAAAAAGCUAAAAGGUAAAAGGUUUCUUCUAGUACUUGAUGAUGUAUGGAACGAGGACCCUGAAAAGUGGGACACAUACCGUCGUGCUCUACUUACUGGAGGAAAGGGAAGCAGAAUAGUAGUAACCACAAGGAACAAAAAUGUAGGGAAACUAAUGGGUGGGAUGACUCCAUACUAUCUAAAUCAGUUAUCCGACAAUGAUUGCUGGUUUUUGUUCAGGAGCUAUGCAUUUGUGGAUGGUAACUCCGAUGCACACCCAAAUUUGGAAAUGAUAGGCAAGGAAAUUGUGAAGAAGUUAAAAGGCUUACCACUAGCUGCAAAAGCAAUAGGCAGCUUACUGUGUUCCCAGGAUACCGAGGAUGACUGGAAAAAUGUAUUAAGGAGUGAAAUAUGGGAACUGCCAUCAGAUAAGAACAAUAUAUUGCCAGCUCUGAGAUUGAGUUACAAUCAUUUGCCUGCCAUACUGAAGAGAUGUUUUGCAUUUUGCUCAGUCUUUCACAAAGAUUAUGUGUUUGAGAAAGACAGGUUGGUUCAGAUAUGGAUGGCCCUUGGGUUUAUUCAGCCUCAGCGGAGGAGAAGAAUGGAAGAGAUUGGAAGUAGCUAUUUUGAUGAAUUACUAAGCAGGUCCUUCUUCCAACAUCACAAAGGUGGAUAUGUGAUGCAUGAUGCUAUGCAUGACCUAGCACAGUCGGUCUCAAUUCAUGAAUGCCUCAGACUGGAUGACCUUCCAAACAACAACAGCUCUGCAAAAAGUGCCAGGCACCUCUCAUUCUCUUGUGAAAAUAGAAGCCAGACUUCAUUUGAAGCCUUUCUUGGAUUUAAGAGAGCACGGACACUUCUACUGCUAAGUGGAUAUAAAUCAAUGACAAGGUCUAUCCCCAGUGAUCUGUUCCUCGAAUUAAGGUACCUCCAUGUGCUCGAUUUAAACCGGCGAGACAUUACUGAGUUGCCAGAUUCCAUUGGAAGCUUAAAAAUGCUUCAAUAUUUGAAUCUCUCGGGCACUGGUAUAGCAAUGUUGCCUUCAUCAAUUGGUAGGCUCUUCAGCUUGCAAAUACUUAAGUUGAAAAACUGCCAUGAAUUAGAUUAUCUCCCACAAAGCAUAACCAAUCUUGUAAAUCUUCGAUGGCUAGAAGCAAGAACAGAGUUGGUCACAGGCAUAGCCAGAAUAGGUAACUUAACUUGUCUUCAACAGUUGAAUGAAUUUGUGAUCCGUGCAGACAAAGGAUACAAGAUCAGUGAAUUGAAGGCAAUGAAGGAAAUCAGAGGGCAUAUUUGUAUUAAGAAUAUCGAGUGUGUUGCUAGCACAGAGGAAGCAAUUGAAGCUUUUCUAGGUGAGAAGGCAUUCAUCAACAUCCUAGAUCUUAUCUGGUCCGAUAACAGGAACAUAACAUCUGAAGAAGCAAAUCGAGACAAAGAGAUACUUGAAGUCCUCCGGCCACAUCAUGAACUGAACGAGCUAACUGUCAAGGCAUUUGCAGGCUCCUCCUUCCCAAAGUGGUUUAGUAGUCUUUCCUACUUGCAAACCCUCCACCUGUCUGAUUGCACGAAAUGUUCGAUUCUACCAGCACUGGGGGAGCUACCUCAACUCAAGUAUUUGGAUAUUGGUGGUUUUCCAGCCAUUAUUCAAAUCAGCCAAGAUUUUUCAGGUACCGAUGAAGUUAAGGGGUUUCCAGCACUGAAAGAGCUCGUAUUUGAUGACAUGAGUAAUUUCACAAGAUGGGCUUCUGUACAAGAUGGUGAAUUUCUUCCGUCCCUCACAGAACUUGCAGUGAUGGACUGCCCGAAAAUAACAGAGUUCCCACCCCUCCCAUCAACGCUAGUGAAGCUCAAAAUUUCUGAAACGGGGUUUGCUAUUCUUCCAGAAGUCCAUAUUCCAAACUCCCAGUUUUUAUCGUCCUUAGAAUGCUUACAGAUUCAUCAGUGCCCAAAUCUCACAUCCUUAAAGGAAGGACUGCUUAGCCAGCAAUUAUUGGCUCUCCAGCAGUUAACCAUUACUCACUGUUUAAACCUAAUUGACCUGCCAGUUGACGGAUUUAGAGCCCUAACUGCUCUUAAGAGUCUUCACAUCUAUGACUGUCCAAGGCUGACACCAUCAGGACAACCUAGCUUGCUGCCCUCCAAGCUUGAAGACUUGCGCAUCAGCUCAUGCUCCGAUCUUAUUAACCCUCUUCUACAAGAGCUUAAUGAGCUCACCUCGCUGACACAUCUCACCACAGCUGAUUGUGCUAGCCUUCAGUCUUUUCCAGUAAAGCUCCCUGCCACUCUGCAAAAACUGGAGAUCCUCAAUUGCAGUAAUCUGAUCUACUUGCCUGCCGAUCUAGAAGAUGCAUUGUGUCUAACAGCUAUAACCAUCUUGCAAUGCCCUCUCAUACCAUGCUUGCCAGGACGCCUUACAAAGUCAUUGAAAGAAUUGUACAUCAAAGAAUGCCCGUUUCUAUCAGAGAGUUGCCAAGAAAACAGUGGAAGAGAUUGGCGUAAAAUUGCUCAUGUACCAAUCAUUGAUAUUGAUGAUGAUACCAACAUAUCCAAGACAAGCAUACGAAGAAGAUUAUCAUGAAUGCCUCACAGCAGUGCUACAAAAAUGAUUAUCAUCUGGAUUCGAGAAAUAAUUUUGGAAGACGGUGAUAUUUCAAGAGCACCUUACAGUUUACGCUCCACCUCCAUCAGAAGGCCAAUCUAGUCCAUUUGCAAAACUCAGAUGACCAGAAAAACUCAACCAGUAAUUUUGAAGACACAGAUCUAGUAGUUUCGUUACAGGAAGUGGCCAAGACAUUACUGUAUUUAUUACAUCUUCCUUUUCAUCUUUAGAAAAGAAAAAUGCAGCUUUUUGUGUUUGUGUAAUUGUGUACUGUGUUCUCAAACACAUUUCAUUAUAUGAUUUUGAGACACCUUCAUUUU